AUGGCGCUAGUAUUAAAUAAAAACGUUUUAUUGACAUUUAAUAGCGACACUCUAAACGAAGUCAGAAAGGAAUUUAAUUUAGACGAGCAUGGAAAAAUUGAGCAAGAAAUAAACACUUUACACGAUUGGAUCCAAAGACAAGAGUAUUUCACAAAGAAGGAUUUUGCUAGAAACUACUUGGAACGCUUUAUAAUUUCCGCUAAGGGAUCAGUUGAACGAGCACAAACCAGAAUAGAUAAACUCUGCACGAUGCGCACUAUUGCAUCAAAUUUAUUUGAGAAAUGUGUUGCAAAAGAUUUGCUUGAUUUACGUUCGUUUUACUUACAAGUAAUGAUACCAGAUCUUACACAAGACAACUACAGAAUGCUUUGCUCUAAAAUGCUUUUAUCGAAAGUCACGUCAUCUAAGCUUCUGGAGGCGUAUCAGCAUUGUAUCAUGUUAACUGAAUAUUUGAAACUUCAUGAUUAUGCUCAAGGUUACUACUUAGUUUUGGAUCUCAACGACAUGAAUAUAAUGGAUAUAGUUUUUAAUUUGAAGUUGAGUGACUUCCGUAAUAUCUUCACAGUAAUAAUCGAAGGCUACGGAAUAAGAAUAAAAGGUAUAUACGUAAUAUCUCCUUCUAAAAUGAUUGAUGCACUUGUAAAAAUUGUGAAGAAGUUUGUUAGUGCUAAAAUUGCUCAAAGGAUCAAUGUUGUAAAAUCGCCAGAAUCAUUACAUGAAGUCUUCCCUAAAUGCUUGCUACCAAAAGACUUAGGUGGGGAGCAGAAAACUAUGUUGGAACUCUUCGGUAAUAUUUAUAUUAACCAUUAGUUUACGAUUCACAAAAAUAAUUAAAUACUUAAUAAUUAAUAACGUGCAUGCAUAAUAGAUACAACUUUGAUUUUCAGAUGAAAAUAUUGAAGAGCUUUCUUCAGAAAGUCAUGUAUCGCACAUGAUGGAAAUGAGACAUGCAUGCACUGAUGAAAACCUAAGGAA
Cydia strobilella is the source of this 975-nucleotide messenger RNA. RefSeq lists its product as uncharacterized. Gene Ontology annotation, cellular component: membrane. The record is from RefSeq and is a predicted model, not a curated record. Gene Ontology annotation, molecular function: phosphatidylinositol bisphosphate binding. NCBI's taxonomy places the organism in Eukaryota, Metazoa, Arthropoda, Insecta, Lepidoptera, Tortricidae. Bases 1 to 810 code for a protein of 269 amino acids. The transcript is spliced from 5 exons.